AUGGAAAUGGAGAUGCCCUCGGCGGCGGCUCUAGCUGGCGCAAGGCUGCUGGGUGAGAUCGAAGAGACGAGUCUAGAUGAGAUACUGCAUGCCCUCCGCAUAGCGGUUAAUCCCGAUGCGCCAACAAAUAAAUCAAGGCACCCAAAGUCGUAUCCCGUUCCCGGCCUCGACGAUCUUGUCCAUCGCAACUUUCGUGCGACAAAGUCCGCGCCGUUGGCUGUGACCGGCCGCCAGCUACCGCUCGUCUACGCACUCGUCUCGACGCUUUUGUCACAUCCGCACAACAAGACGGUACUGAUCAUCGACACGGAGUAUCGCUUCGACGCAACUCGCCUCCUUUGUGACCCAGACGACCUGCGCCACGCCUACGUGCAUCGUCCAGCCCGCCGGAGCACCACCGCCAAUAGCCGCAGCGGCGGGAGCGGGAGCGGGAGCGGGAGCGGAGGCGGCGCCGGCAUCGGCGCGGAGCAAAUCCGGGAGCUCGUCGCCGCUGCUGAGAAUUGGAUGCUCUACGGCGGCCACCACAGCGGCGCCCGGGAAUGGUGGGGGACCAUCGUCAUCGGCGCCCUCGGGGCCGGGGACGUGACGGCCGCCUGGAAAGGAUGGCUGCGCGUCGACCGCGAAUACGUCUCGGGAUUUUCCCUCGGCUGCAGCGCGACGGAGGCUGUGAAGGACCGUCGGCAACGCCAGGAAGCCGUCGAUGCUGCGCCGUGGGCGGCCUCUUCGCAGUGGGGUAGUUUCACAUUCACAGAGUCUCACUCUAGCACUACGACGCCCGAGUCCAGGGAUCCGAGGGAUUCGAAGCGUGUUACUGGUACCGACCGAUAAGGGGAUGCGGAGGUUACAGAGGAGGGAACGAGAAGACGGAGAACGAGUAGCACCAUGUGGAGGCGGGGAUUGGGAGGAGUGUGCAUAUAGCAAACGAGCAGAACUGACACUUUUCCUUCUUUGAACACCUAUUCCGUACAUGUACUUCUUCCACUCUUCUCACUUCCCGAGGUCCAUAACUCGUGCGCCAACUCCUCCACUUGUUCCCCUCCCCUCCUCCAUCGUUGAUCAACAACCCGCGAAUCCAUUCUGCCCGUGAGGAAACCCACGUGUUGUGGGGUUUCUCCACAGCAGCAUGCGAGAUGCGAGGGGGAAAACUGGCGUCGGGUUACUCUUUC
Molecule: messenger RNA, 1166 nt
Organism: Colletotrichum phormii
Lineage: Eukaryota; Fungi; Ascomycota; Sordariomycetes; Glomerellales; Glomerellaceae
Exons: 2
Coding region: 1-828 (275 amino acids)
Source: RefSeq, a predicted model, not a curated record